Messenger RNA from Monascus purpureus, 1809 nucleotides. NCBI's taxonomy places the organism in Eukaryota, Fungi, Ascomycota, Eurotiomycetes, Eurotiales, Aspergillaceae. The record is from the annotation of a GenBank genome assembly.
AUGACCAUGGCUUCCGAUGAUGCAAAGUUGCAAAAACUGCUGGAGGAGCACCAGAGACUUGCAGAGUCACGUGGUUUUACUCUUGAAUAUCAAAGUGAGCAAGAAAAGAAAGAAAAUAUUAUAAGUUUCCCAAGGCUUGCACCGGCGACUUGGGAUAAAUAUGAUCAAGCAGCACUCCAGUGGGCUUUAUGGAGACUUUCUCGCAAGGAGAGUGGAACAAAAAACUUCUCUAAGGAUGAACCAGAUCCCUCUCCACAAAUUCUAAAGCUUUUUGUGGAGUUUUACAUUGCUACCCGACGAAAGGUACCCUCACAGAAGACAGCAAUCCAUGUUUUCACCAACUUCGCCUCAAGAUGGGAGCGUGAGACGUCCAGGAGUCUCCCUAUGGAAGUAAAGAACGAUGUCCGUAAUUUUAUACGAAAUGACCUAACUAGCAAGUAUGACCUUCCAACAGAACCAAGGGCACGCUUCCCGGUUACAGCCAAGGAUAUUGAAUAUCUGCUUCGCCGUUUAUUUGGGGAUGAUACACAUGACUAUGUGCAUGAAAGGGCACGAGUCCAAACUGGAAGUGCGCUUGCUAUCUUUGCAGGUUCAGGGUCCAGAGCUGGCGCAAUUGUAGAAUCAAGUUCUUAUCGAAAUACAAAUGAGUGCCUCUACUACAAGCAUCUCACAUUCCAUAUAAAAUGGAGCAAUCAGGCUAGGACGGUGAAGAGAUGGGUGACGCUCGAUCCUAAAUUCCUUAAAGGAAGGCGCUACCGGGAUGAUGCAACUUUGCCAAAAACUUGGUUCAGGGAGCAUCCAAUCCUUGUAAUGAAUUUCGUUUUUUGGGUCAUCGUCCACGGUAUUGCGGAUCGUGCGUUUAAGGGCAUAUCCUCUGUCGAGGAAUUACUAGCCCAAAGACCUCCGGAGGGCAGAGAAUCAUGGACUCUGCAGUGGACUGACACAGCUAAAGAGCUCCCAUUUUUCCGAAUGGUCACUCCAAGCGGACCAAAAGCGGACAAAGGAGUGACAUUCUCCUCGUUGAGACACAAUUUCACGAGUCUAGCGCAAAGAGAUGGAUUCAAGGACAAUCUACGCGUCCACGGAAUCAGAGCGGAGCUCGCAAACAGGGUAGACCCCAAAGCCUCAGAAGCUACUCGUAGCCAAGCACUUGACCAUCAAAACCAUAACACCUUCCUCAAAUAUCAGGCUCAGCUCAAGCAAUUGGAUAUGCAAGCUUUGAUGUAUGGUAUGGAACCAGACUAUGAGUGUCGAGACAUGGAACAGAGCAUGGCGCACCAUCGUGAUCCGAAUGUCCCUCUUCGCCUCGACGCCGCGACACUAUCCGAGUUCGAACACGACGAGGAAAUCGUCGGCCUAAACACAAGGAUCGCCGACCUUACGCGAAGGAUUGCAGGUCAGCCCAGCAUUCAUAAAUCACUGGCGGAAGAACGAUCCAGGCUAUACACACAGAAAGCAAAAAAGCUUCGGGCAAAGCGAUCCGAGUAUAUUUCACAGUGGUUGAAUGAAUGCUACGAAGGAUAUAUCUCUGGAAAGGGAUUCACUGAACGUGAUACAACAAACCUAUUCGAGAUCUACGCUAAAUAUAUCCCGACUAGAACUCGCCUGCGCGAAAACCUGUUCAAAGAAGUAGCUAUUGAUAGUGAGGUGGGAAGACAAUGCCUUCAGGACAUGGUCAGUCUCUGUACAUCAACCGAGAGAGUUGCGUACUAUCCUGGGUUGACCCCUGUUGAUGGGCAAUGUCCGGUCUGCCAAAAACCCAUAGAAAGGUUUGCACCCUGCUUUGCUUUAAAAAGCUACAGGGUCUGA